AUCUCCGUAGUUAUGGCAACCACCCCGAAACACUUCCGUAUUUUCUUGGCGGGAGUUGCAAGUUGGCAGGAAGGAAGUUUGGCAUGGUCUGAGGUAUUUAUACAUAGCGCUAACGAUACAUGCUACAACAGAAGAGCUGGUAAACGAACGAUAGUUCUUCCAAGAAUGGAUCUUGAUGGGCCAGUUCACACUGACGACUGGAAGAACACUAAGAAUGCUGUUGGGAAUUUUCGUCGACUGCUACUUUGCUCCAAGUGCUCCAGUUUAAUGAUGGAGCCUGUGUGUCUAGGAGUGUGUGAGCAUAUGCUAUGCAGGGCUUGUGCUGGCCCCCGCGCAGGAGAUGGUUGUGUGGUGUGUCACAGCCCCGCAUGGGUGAAGGACAUCCAAAUCAACAGGCAGCUCAGCAGCAUCAUACAGGUCUUCUGUAGUUUGGAGUCCCUGCUGAAUCCCAUAGAACAACCAGAAUCCCCUGUAGCUGAGAUUCAAACACAACCUGAGAGGUCUGUCAUAAAACACAAGAAGAACUUCAAAAUUUGGUUUAGCCCCCGCAGCCGCAAGGUACGCUGCACACUGGAGAAGCCUUCAGCGGGCAUUGUAAAGGACAGCAGGUCUUCUGGAGAAACAGCUGCAACACAGCCAGACACCAUUACUGCACAACAGCAGGAUCUGUCACGUUUUAAUUUCACCUUGUCCUCCCAAGACUAUUGCUCUUCUUCUUCUCCUCAAAAAUGCAACAGUAGAAAGAGGAACAGGUCAGCUAAGAAAAAUGCUGGCAGCAGGAAGAUGUUGGUACAAGCUACCACUAGGACCACCCGAAAACAGACCAAGGAUAACAUUAAGAAGAGGAGGCUGGAGGCUAUAAAUCAGAAAUGGGGGAUCACAGAGGAGACAGAUGCCUUGACAGUAAAGGACCAUGCCUGUGCUGAAAGGGCAAGGAGAUCCAGUAAAAGGGUUUCCUUUCUAAGCCUUGCUGACACCUCUGACAAGCCUGAACCUGACGUACCACAAGGCAGUACUAACGAACUCAGCCCUGGCAGGACCACCAUAAGGGAGAGCUUCUCAAUAGGCAGCACCACUGAAGUGAAUUACCAAGCCUUGCCUGGUCAAAAUAUGUCAGUCAGUGUUAUCCAGGAAAACACACUUUUUGCAAAUAAUAUAACUGAAGAUCCUGAAAAGCAGGUUGCUGUCUCUCCCCAAAAUCAUUUCUCACAAAGAUCCAUGGUGGGUGAGAAAGUCAGCACUUUAGAGAACACACCAAAGAGGCCCAGGGCUUCUCCUGGACAGAGAAGAAAAUCACUUGGUCAGAUGUCUCCAGUUGUCCCCAACCCUCUGUCUUUGACUAGUCCCAGGUUUGAUAAGAGCAUCAAAAGCUCCAGAGAAGAGCCAGGAGACAGCACCUGUGUCCUCGCCACUGUUGGUGGAAAAUCUCCCUGUACUCGUGGUGCCUGUGUUGGACGGUCCAGUCCAGGAAGUCCCGCAGUUAUGAAGAGGAACCACAAGGGAGAGACCCUGCUGCAUCUUGCUGCUAUAAAGGGAGAUGUAGAGGCUGUCAAGGAGCUGCUGGACCAGGGGGCUGACCCUAACCUCAAGGAUAAUGCUGGGUGGACACCUCUGCAUGAAGCAUGUAACCUGGGUCACCUUAUGGUUGUGGAGGUGUUGGUCACAAGGGGAGCCCUUCUGAACACACCUGGCUAUGAAAACGAUUCUCCACUUCAUGACGCCGUCAGGAAUGGACAUUCCGCCAUUGUGAAACUGCUGCUGCAGCUGGGAGCCUCACCAGAUGUUCUUAAUCAGUAUGGAAAGCGGCCUGCAGAUUACGCAGUGAAUCUGGAGAUGCUGCAAAUUUUCCAGGAAGCUUCAAAAGGAAACCAUAGUGCUAAUACAUCUUUUAGCCCCUCAGCUGGUCUCUCAGUGGUGAGCAACUGUGUGAGGAGGGUUGAAAUGGUGGUGCUUCUGGCAAGCAAGUUGUCUCAUCCACAACAGCUACAGUUGGUCAAACUGGGCCAGCUACUCAGAGGGAGGAUGGCUGACAACUUUUCUGGAUCAGUGAGCCAUGUCGUGGUGCCAGAAGGACACAUGCCCACCACCUACUCUACCCUCAUGGGUCUUCUUGCUGGCUGCUGGGUUGUCAGAUACAGCUGGGUGGAAGCAUGUCUGCAGGCAGGCAAAUGGAUGCCUGAAUCUGAACACGAAGCAGGAGAAGGCCCCUUGCGUAGUCGCAUCAACAGAUGUAGCUUGCUCCCGCCGCUCUUCGAUGGCUGUUUCUUUUUCCUCCUGGGCUCUUUUAAGGCACCUAGCAAAGAUAAGCUCAACAAGCUGCUCCGGGAGGGAGGAGGUCAACUUCUGAGUCGACAGCCCAAGCCUGACAGCGAUGUGACACAAACCCUGAGUGCUGCUGCCUACCACGCCCUGCCAGGCUCUGACCAGGCCCUCUGCACCCAGUAUAUCAUCUUUGACCCCCAGGGCCCUCACAAGCCAACAGUGGUUAGACGAGGCAAGGUUUGGUCAGCUCCCUCCACCUGGCUCAUCGACUGCAUCACAGCUUUCCAGCUCCUCCCUGUGCCAGAUCCUCAAUCAUUGGUCUAAAUGAUUUUCACAUAUUUAGCCAUUUUGCAUUGAAAUAUCACUUAUCCUUCAGAAUGAUCAUGUUUUUUAUGUAUAUGUGGUGAUUAGGUUUAAAUGGAUCAUUCAUACUAUGACAAAAUGAUAAUGUAGCUCAAGUCCUCGUGUACUUAAAAUCUAAAAUUAAAGUGGUAAUUUGCACAGUUUGUUGUUUCUGAGUGUGAGA
Molecule: messenger RNA, 2788 nt
Organism: Monopterus albus (swamp eel)
Lineage: Eukaryota; Metazoa; Chordata; Actinopteri; Synbranchiformes; Synbranchidae
Gene: bard1
Product: BRCA1 associated RING domain 1
Exons: 11
Coding region: 13-2586 (857 amino acids)
Biological process (GO): protein K6-linked ubiquitination
Cellular component (GO): BRCA1-BARD1 complex; BRCA1-A complex
Molecular function (GO): protein binding; ubiquitin-protein transferase activity
Source: RefSeq, a predicted model, not a curated record